UUGCAGUUUUGUUCCCGCCCACUUGCACUUUCCUCUGUUUGGGAAUAUAUGCAAGCUGUAGUGUCAAGGGAGACCCAAAGUAUCUGUGCUUGUCAUCGCCAUCGCCAUGGGAAUACGGCUGCCGUGUGUCUAUCUGUUUGUUUUAUUCAUUUUGAACGAGACGUCUGGCUUUAAGAUUCAGAACAAGCUGCUGGGUAAAUGUUUGCAGGUGCAGGAAGGAACCUUGGGAAUUAGAGUGUCUCUGGGUGAUUGCAGCACAUAUUCGGCCUUACAGGAAUGGCGUUGGCUCCCAGAGAGCCAGGCUCUCAGAAGUCACCAUACUGGGGAGUGUCUGACUGCACCGGCAGAGCAGUAUGCAGGCGUCCACCUGCAGCCUUGCAUCUUUCAGGCUGAAGGUGACACGACUGGUGCUGAAGUGGCAAGCAGUCAGGCGUGGUCCUGUUCCAAGAAAGGCCACCUCACAUUAAUAGGGAGGGGGCUGCACCUUAGCGCCAGACAAGAGUCCACUUUGGUUUUCCUUUCAAGGGAGCAUAAGCAGCAGGGCAGCAGGUGGCGGACACUUGACAACCAGACAUUGUGUGAUGGGAGAGGCAGCAAACAUAACCAACACCAACCUCCCCAUUAUCUGUGGAAAUCGUUGGAACCUGGGAAUUUUCCAAGUGCCACCUCUGAUGUACUCAGACAUGCUGAACCAUUUGAAGAUAUAAUUGCCAAUGAGGUCACAGAAACAUAUCCUGUAAUAGAUGAGCCUCUUUUGUCCCUGAGCACCAAAUCCCCUGCCGAUCCCACCAUGAUUUUCUUAAGUAUGGACUAUGGGAUGGGCUGGAAGAUCACCAUGCUGGUAUUAAGCUCUUUGGCUCUGGUCCUGGGGACUUUGAUUCUUAUCCUCAAUGUUUACUCCAAUAAAAGGAAGAAGGUGGUGUGUGUUUUGAAGUCAUACACUCCGAGGCCAGAGGUGAGUAUUCCCGGGUCCCCGGUGCCCAGUGAAAGAGCCCCGCUGACAGAGCAUGCCAUGCGCCUGCCACACUCCACCCCUACUUUACAACGAGGAGAAAUCUUGAUUGAGUGGAAGGAUGGCACUGUUACUCCACUUUAUGAGGCCUGAAGAUUGUACUGUUUAUGUAGAUUUGGACAUGGGUGUGUUUGUGCAUGCACACAUGGUUUCUUGUGCAAGGUUAUGCAUGUAGUCUUCUGAAUGUGUCUGAAGGAAGGGGAAUGAUAAAAACAAACGGUGAAGUACGUUUUCUGUUGUUUCAGACUGUUUUCAUCAAAAUACUAGACUAUUUCAUAAAAUGGAAAGUUCAUGGAUCAAUUUCAGAUAGUUUCUGGGAGGCUUAGCUGCCACAGGAAGAUAAAAGCUGUUGUGAAGCUUCCAGAAUAGAAAAGGCUUAGUAUGAGCUGCACUAUACUAUGAAAAUACUGAGUCCUGACCUCUGGCGCUGGAGCUUUGAGGGAUUGCUUGUUGGCUGAAAAGACUGUAAAAUUUAUGUUUAAGCAUUCAGACAGUGUUCAUAAACCUAUUAUGAGUACCAUUUAAGAGCUUAACAAAGCAACCUUUAGCUUAGGCCUUUAGUUGGAUAAAUACUUGGAAACUAAACUUUGUUUGCCUUGGCUUAAAUAGAAACUUGUUCUUCCUUGAUGUCAUACACUAAAUUUUUUUCUAAAUUUUUGACACAGUCUGUCAAUUAACAUUUUGCACCAGACACUCACACCCUUAAUAUUAGGAGUAACUGCUUUUUUAGGGAAAUAUAAUUACUUUUGUGUUACAGAUUUUUUGAAACACUUCUUAAUGAAAAAAAAAUUCAGAACAUAAUUCUGUAUUAUUUAGGUUAGGUCCCAUAUCAUAACUUUAUAGACUAGUUUAGAUGUUUCAGAAGAUGAUCUUGACCUUGUUUACAUAGGAAAUGUUAAUAGUCUGGCAGAGUAUAAGCAGUACUGUUUAUUUUGAAAUGCACUUGCAUUUGAUACUGACAUUAAAUAAACUUUGAUUUAUUCAAAUUAGUUGGUAGAGUGUGCUUUUAACUUUGACUUGAGCUUAACAGCUCAGAAUAGACCUUGGAAACAGCAGUUCACAAACCACUCAAGGGCCAUUUACUUCUCCUCAGGCUAAGGCAGCUGUCCCAAAUUGUACUUUCAACGGUCUCAGACUUAACAACCAUUCUCCCAAAUUGAAGUUCUCUUUUUUUUCAUUCUACAUAAUAAAUGUAGAUUAAUAAUUCUAACAAUAAUUCUAUUAUUUUGAGCACUUUUGGGACUUCUUAUAGGUAGGUAGGUUAUAGAGUGAAACUGAGUUUUGAAACUCCCUUCUUCUACAUAGAAGACAAUAUACAUUCAUAAAGAAUCAAUUAUAAAAAUGGUAAACAUAAAUAAACUAUAAUUAAUGGAGUGGUGCUGAGGAUGAAUUAGACUUUAAGAGUCUGAUAACUUGGGAGAAAGCAGAAACUACGGGAGAUCGGUACCAAUGAUCUGAGCAGUUUUAAUCACCCACUGCAGAGCCCUUCGGUCCUGGGCCAUGCACAUCCUAUGCUAGUUUUAUCUUAGUUUGUUUCCAGUCAAGAUGCUUUCUAUUGCUCCUCUGUAAAAGUGGACAAGAACUUGGCAUGGAAAUUUGGUCUUCUUAAGGUUCCUCAAGAAAUAUAGUUGUUUCUGAGCGUUCUUCACCAGUGUGGAGAUGUGAGAUGACCAUGUCAGGUUCUCCGUGAUGCUGAUUCCCAGGAACCUGAAACCUGUUCACCUGCUCCACCUCAGCUUUAGUUUUGCUGACGCUGAGCAGUAGGUUGGACUCUCUACAAGAUUAUGAAUUUCCUCCCGAUAUGAAGUCUCAUCGUUGUUUGAAAUCUGGCUGAUGAUGGUGGUGUCAUCCAUAAACUUCACAACAGAGAUCUCUCCAUGUCGGGGGAUGCAGUCAUGAGUUUACAGCAUGAACAUUAUUAUCCUUUCCUUUAGUUUUCACUGUGAAGAUCAUCUGAUAGGGUUGAAAGCUUCAGAACCAGCUCCAGUGGAGAUUGAAAACAAUCAUUGACUUUUUUUGCAUUUGUAUGUGGCAACCUGGAAGACCACCAAUUUGUAUUUAUAUAUAUAUAUAUAUAUAUAUAUAUUAGUUUUUAUGACUACAUACUAACAUUAUGUAAAUCUUAUGUUAUUCAGUAUUGAGCAACCCCUUUCCCAUAAUUAUAAUAAGUAAGUAUUAUAAGUAUAAGUAUUAUCCUGAGUGAGCUUGAAUAGGAUUAAUUGCUGAAAGGCAACAUUUAUAGUAAUUACUUCAGACAUUGUAUAGAGAAGGAGUAAUCCCCGAUAUGUUGAUACAAGUUGAUGAGUGUUUCAGAGAUCGUGGUAUUUCUCUGUGGCACGGAAACUUCCCAGUAGGAGGAGUCUGUUUACAACAGAAAAUCAAAGGCUGUUUUACUGGUUUUUGGGAGAGCCCAGGUGUUUUUGAGCAGGUUAAUAUGAUCUCUCCGUCAUUUUUGAGCAGAUCUGUGUUUGAACACUGCUAGAAAUAAAGAAUGUAAAACUUG
Molecule: messenger RNA, 3515 nt
Organism: Micropterus salmoides (largemouth bass)
Lineage: Eukaryota; Metazoa; Chordata; Actinopteri; Centrarchiformes; Centrarchidae
Exons: 6
Coding region: 107-1105 (332 amino acids)
Source: RefSeq, a predicted model, not a curated record